This is a messenger RNA of Peromyscus leucopus (white-footed mouse), 2020 nucleotides long. Its product is annotated as leukocyte immunoglobulin-like receptor subfamily A member 2. The record is from RefSeq and is a predicted model, not a curated record. The transcript is spliced from 6 exons. Gene Ontology annotation, molecular function: inhibitory MHC class I receptor activity. Gene Ontology annotation, biological process: cytokine-mediated signaling pathway. NCBI's taxonomy places the organism in Eukaryota, Metazoa, Chordata, Mammalia, Rodentia, Cricetidae. Bases 44 to 889 code for a protein of 281 amino acids.
UGCUCCUAAUUUUGCACUCCUACAGCCUCUAGGAAGAGAUACCAUGACCUUCCUCUUCACAACACUGCUCUGUUUGGAACUGACUGUGGGCCUCAGGAAUGCAGUGCUGGCAGGAGCCUACAGUAAACCCAGACUGUCAGCACAACCAAGUCCUGUGUUGGCCCCAGGUGGCAAUGUCACCCUCCAGUGUGUCUCAAAGCAGCAAUAUGACAGGUUUGUUUUGAUUAAGGAAGGACCACAGAAGCUCUCCUGGAUCAUGGACUCGCAGUAUAACCAAUCUUCUGGGCAGUUUGAAGCCCUGUUUUCUCUGGGCGUUUUGAUUCCCAACCAGCUUUGGACAUUCCGAUGCUACAGCAAUUACAGGAACAAACCACAGGUGUGGUCAGAACCUAGUGAGCCCCUGGAACUGCUGUUCUCAGGAAUCUACCACAACAAACCCAGCCUGUCAGUCCUGCCCAGCCCUGUGGUGACCUCAGGAGGGAACAUGACUCUCAAGUGUGUCUCCCAGGAGAGAUAUGACAAGUUCAUUCUCACCAAGGAAGGUCAGAAGUUCCUCAGCUCCAUGAACUCACAGUAUAUACACCAUAUUAUGCAGUACCAAGCCGUUUUCUCUAUAGAUCAUGUGACCCCAAACCACACAGGAACAUUCAGAUGUUAUGGUUACUACAAGAAUACCCCACAUUUGUGGUCUGUACCCAGCGAUCCCCUGGAAAUACACAUCUCAGCCUCAGAGACACAGGAUCAAACAGUUGAGAAUCUCAUUAGAAUGGGGAUGGCCGGCUUGAUCCUCAUAGUCCUUGGAAUUCUGAUGUGUGAGGCUUGGAACAGCCAGAGGUGGGCCCACAAUGCAUCUGGGGCCUACUCAGAAGAGGCAGAUGCACAACUUUGAAGCACCAGGCAGAAGGCAAGCUAAAUAAGAAUUUGUCACCUGGAGAAGAGGUUUGCCCCACGAGAAGGAACAGCCACAUGAAAAAGAUCAAUGGAGAGGACAUCAAGGCAUGGUGAACAUUGGGGCAGUGCCCAUGGAUGAAUUACAAAUGUUCUUAUGCUCAGGGUUAAUGUGAAAGAAGAGCAGAUGGGCCUUUUAGCAACAGGACCUGGAGAUGCAUGAUCAGCACAACUCUUCCCUUCUGCUGAGAGAUGCUGAGCUGCACCUCCUCACAUACGCAGGGAUCUUUAUGUCUCCUCAAAUGAGGGAAGGAGACUCUCAGGUCAGCAAUGGUUCUGAUUAUGAGAGCAUCUGGAGUUGUUGCCUUUACCUCCAUCUACUUCAGAAUUAAAUCAGAGUGACUGGGCACUGAGGUCCUGCCCUCAGAACACCUUACUCUUCACUUUGAAAAUCAGCAGAAUUUAGAUUUGUUACAAAAGGGCAUGUUAAUUCCAUCUGCUGAAAAUGUCUGAAAAUAAACUCUCAAUGCUGGAUAUAGGUUUCCUCAGAUAUGUCCAGUUUACAUGGGUUUGUACCAAGCUCUAUUUUUAAUGGGGAAUUCAAAGGGAUUCAAGGAUCCAGUAUAUGUUAUCCACAAAUAAAUCCAAAGCACAGUCCUCUGAUGACAGCCACCAUUCACUCACUGACCCCACAUUCACUGUGAGCAUCCAGGUUUUCAGGUAAUCAUGGGUGGAGAAUGUUACCAAUGUGAACAGAUCCUCAUCUCAUUCUGCAUACAGUAAGAACAUCUCAGAACUCAUGCAGGAUAAAAAAGAAGAUGUCUGGAAUAACAUGGAAGAAGAUGCUGAUCAUUUCAAUUAAGACACUGAGUAUGGUCUGUGAUGUUGAUCCUGAUCAGGAAUCCAACAUCGAGGACAACACAGAUUGCCUUUACACUGUGUACUUCAUCUUGUAGAUGUAAGCAUAGAAUAGAUCUUGCGAAGCAACCUACAGAGUUGGAAGUCAUGUGUUGCUUAACAUUAGCUUGUCAUAGUUAAUUGACUGGAUUGAUGAAUAAAUUCCAUGAGCACAGUUGGAAGAAAAACUUCAGUGUUUGCAGAAAUAGAAAAUAAUAAAGUAAUAACAUAAACA